UGUGAAAUAAUUGGUUAUCCAAAUGCAACGAUCAAUGAAUGCGGUUAUUGUGUCGGCGAUAACACGGGUCUCGACGGAGACUAUGGAAAGGACUGCGAAGGAAUAUGUUUCGGUGAAACAGUUAUCGAUUGCGAAGGAGUGUGUGGAGGAAAUGCAUACAUAGACGAGUGCACCGGUAUAUGCAUUACUGCAGACCAAUCGGUCACUAAAGAGAUUAACGGAUCGGUGAGCCGUGACUGUCGAGGACUAUGUAUUCCUCCGGAGUUAUCGCGACCGCAACAACAGGCCUAUGAUAGGGAUGAGUGCGGAGUUUGUCGACUUCAAAGCACUGAGAAGUCGGCAUUUGUUGACUGUCUGGGCAACUGUCAGGUGUUGGGCUUAGAGAAGGUGUCACUUGUGUGCGGACAGUGUGUCGAGAAGAACGCUCAGGUGAUGGACGAGUGCGGCCACUGUCGCAACCAUAAGCAUAUCUGUUCAUGUGAUCGAGACGCAUCCAUUUGCGGCUGUAAUGACCCAAAUAACUGCUAUAAUGUCAAAGCAGUCAAUCCACGUGCCGUUCCUAACAAUAUCGACGCUAAGCUUUUGCUUUCGGGAUAUUUUCAUCCCGUUGUCAGAGACUUGAAUUGUCUUCUGGAGAAUGAGGUGACGGGAGAUAUCUUAUCGUUUCCCGUCUCAUUCAUUCAUAAAAAUAAAACAGCACUCGAGUGCACCGUUAAUUUAAAAAAAGUCGAGAGAUUAUUUGAAGAAAGCGAAAUGUUUCCCAAGAAUAUCACCACAAAAGAGUCCAAUGAAACAAUUAAUUUGCAAUUCACUGAUCCCUCGAAUUCAUUGUUCGGAAUCCCCUUCCGAUGUCAAGUGCUAUACAGUAGUGACAGAUCACAGCAAUUGACUGAUGAGACCAAUCAAUUGCACUCGUGUUCACUAAAUCCAUCAAAACUUCGCUCUCAGUCGCAAACUCUAGACAUAAAUCCCACUUUUGAUGGCAUUAAUCUAUUAUCAAACUCAUUCAAACUCAACAUAACAGCCCCUUCGCCUCAAAUAUCACAUCAAAACUGUUAUGUUUCUGAAGACGUUCACAUUAAAUUCAAGAAACAUGUGAUUAAAGAAAGCGAUCAAACGAUAGCCCUUUCAAACCCAAAACAACUGGAAGUAAUCAUUGGUAAGCUGUCGGCUGAGCCGAGUUGGUGGAGCUAUGAGCCACACAUCGCCGUCACCGGACCCUCAGAAGUGCCCGAUUGUGGUAUCUUUGCACUCGUCGGCCACUUCUCGUCCCCGAGAGGAACGACAGACGUCCAGUUCCAGUGGGAAGUGGUGGGCGAUGUGGGCACUGACUUGAAAGAGCACAUCCAAUCCAAUGGCAAGUCUACUAACCUUAUACUGGACGCAGACUUCUUUGAAUACCACACGCCAUAUAAGUUCGUAUUCCGAGCCUUCAUUCCAGUGAGGGAUCAGACUCUAGAAGUGGGACACACUUUGGUUAAACUCGAUUACGACUCACCCGUUGUCUCCAUAUAUCACACCAGACUUUUGCAGUCCACCCCAUUAUCCGCAGAUCAGGACAUCUUAUUAUUGGCUGAUAUAUCAGUCCCGGAAUGCGUUUUCCCGGUCCAGAAAAUAAUCUUAGUUUGGAAAGUAAUUGAUCCGCGAAUACUAUUCCCAUUGAAUGACACAGCGCUAAGACAUUCGAUAUCAUAUGAAAUCAAACCCAAUUCAGUGCCCACGGAUCGGGCCAUUGAUGUAUAUUUGAGCGCAUUCUUAGGGCAUCGACACAACGAGACGAGUGGCGCCCGGUUUACGUUUGUCUCGUCUAAAGCUCCUCUCAAAGCCAGUAUAGCCAACGGUUCCACAAAAAUAACCAUUGGUUCAAAGAGUGGUCCCUUUAGGCUGACAUCGAAAGCCUCGAAAUCCAAUCGAAGUCUAGUCUAUCAAUGGAGUUGUCACGAGAGCCGUACGGCUCAGCCCUGUUAUCACAACUUUAGUGCUUCCAAUGAAUUGAGUAAAAAUAGUCCAUUACUUAUAGAUAGGACUCUUCAGACACAACCAGAACUCGAGUUAGACUCGACUUACUUUCAACCAAACAAACAGUUUUGGUUUGGUUUACAAGUGUUUGAUAAAAACGAUAGGAAAAUAUUUUCAGAAACAGAAUACACUUUAGUAAAAGUGGUGGACGGGUUGGCGCCCCAGGUGUUCAUCGGACCCCUUUAUAUCAAAGGAGACCAUUUAGUCCCAUAUAAUGCCCAACUCUCUACUCAUUUAGUCCCGGCCCGCACUUCAGUCACUGUCACCGGUAUAAUAAAAGCGACCAAAUAUGUAAAUGUGAACAGUAUCAAAUGGGAGGCACCCAAUGGCAUGUAUGAUCUGAAUUGGGACUGGAGUCAUGUCGGCGAUGAAAUCCAUACACAACUUCAUCUACACGAAUCUCAAAUCAUGGCGUUUGGUGUCUAUAAUGUUAAACUGAUUGUCUGUAAUGGGAAGGACCUGUGCAGUGAUGUCGACACUUCUCUAAUGGGUGUCCAAAGUGUGUCGAUGUGUGAGCUGUCUGUCGAGCACUUCACUGAAUAUCAAUUAAGUAUAGCCAACGUCGAGAAGUGCAACACUCCUCCAAACGCAGCUCCGCUCACAUAUCAGCUCUUCUUAGCCGAUGAAAGCCUUCCGAACCCUUUGCCACUAUCUGUGCCACAGUUUUCUGGAGUAAUAAAGUUUAUGGGAACACCUAUUCCCGGCUCCAAACCCAUCACACGAUUUGCAGCACGCGUAUGUGAUAAGUUUGGAAACUGUGAACUCUAUUACUCUGCGUCCGUAACCAUUGAACAGUCGACGAACGAGACGUCAGCCAUAAGUGACUUAUUGAAAAUCGCCAAAAGAUACCAAACGGCCGGUGACUCCAUCGGCGCCUUAUCUGCAUUGGGAACUGUCCUCAUCAAACACAACUCACAUGUGUUUCCAAUUACUGAGAAAGUGAUCAACGAUUCCAUUGAAUACUCAAGACAUGCCUUAGAGCUCACUAAUCAAAUGCUUUCUGAGGGUCACCUCUCUGUCGUCUACACCACUCUCUCUAAUGCACUCUUAAAAAGUCAAAAUGUUUUGUCAAAACGACAAUUACUGGCAUUAAUACAGAAAUAUACCCAAAAAGCCAUUGCAUUGAAAGUGUAUCCAAGAGUAGAGACAAUUAAAAUCCUUUACUUCAAUCUCAUGAAAUCAUUUGUUAAAAGCAAAGCCCAGAGUCAUUCAAAUCUGAUCAAUGAUUUAGUCUUAUUAGAAGACAUCCAGAAUACCAUCAAAGCUGUCAGAUCUAUGGCCGCCUCUCAGACACCAUUGGGUUCUACUCUGAGACUCACGAGUACUGAGGAGAGAGCGGGAUUUGAGGCGGACAUUGCCGUCACUGAAAUCAUUCACAGCUAUAAAGUGUACGACACGAGCAUUAGAGCCAAUUUGGACGCAAACACAACGGUGGAGGCGAAGAUCAACUUCGGUGAAGAAGUCAAACAAAACUUCAGUUCAUUUUGGAAUUGCGGACAAACAGUGAGCUGUCAGAGUGUCAUCUUCUCUGUCACUAUAUAUCCCAAUGAGAAUCCAUUUCCAUCCAAAGAGGAAUCCUACAAACUGUCGUCAGUGAUAGAGCUGUCGAUUCACGCGCCCAAUACGGGUGAAGAGCAGAUCGUGAGGGGUCUGUUCAAAGCGGCCGCUUUCCAGACCACUAUCACCGGCAAUGCCAGCGAAGGCGGAUCUGAUUACAUCACAAAAUGCUAUUAUUUCGACCGACAUUUGAGAAGCUGGAGAGUAGACGACGUGCACCCACUGGGCAUCGCCUAUAAGCGAGUGGGCUGUUGGUCGGGACACCUCUCAACGUUCGUUGUGUUGCGAACUGUGGCCGGAAUUAGUGCUGAUUAUGUGAUAGGAGUGCUGGUGGCCUGCCUUAUGGGAGUCCUUGUGUUUGGAAUUAUGGUUGUAUUCUUCGUGCAGAAGAAGAGAGAGGACACCAACAGAAUAUCUCCCAAACCUAUCGCGAGUCCACCGAAAAAGCCUUUAGAAAACCCGCGAUACAGACAUUCAAUGCAAAAUGGGAUUGAAAUUCAAACGGCAUCCCAAUCAGUGCUGAUCACAGACUAA
Oppiella nova is the source of this 4110-nucleotide messenger RNA. The record is from the annotation of a GenBank genome assembly. NCBI's taxonomy places the organism in Eukaryota, Metazoa, Arthropoda, Arachnida, Sarcoptiformes, Oppiidae.